CUUAUCAUCCCAAAUUAAUAAAAACUUCUUUUUCUUCAUUGUUGGCAAGUUAAUGCGUUAUUUCCGGUCUCCAAAUCACUUCAAUCAUAAGUUUUUGGGUGCAAUAAAACAGCUGGAACGAAAAUGAGAAAGAUGGUCCAGUAAAUUUCCAGAAAAUCCUGCCCCCUCCUCUUUCUCCUCCUCCUCUACCACCUCCCCUCAUCCCUCCAUCAUAUUGGUGUACCGACCGCUGUUCCGUACUCACCCCUCCCUCACCGACAUGCGAGUCGACCUGCAGGUGAGCAGCUCAGCUCCCCGUUUGUCAGCCACCCAGCCGGGGCGGAUGAGCGACUCCGGUUCUCUCCAAACGGAUUUUAGGAUUCAUGGACGCUGGUGCGUCCGAGGAGCGCGUCUAGAUCCGAAGGGAGAAGCGGUGAUGAUAGCAGCAACAGUGUGGACGUGAAGCCUGUAAAGCGUUUGCAAUAAAACACACCUGUACACCUGACAUGUGUGCACCCAGUGAGACGGUAACCUGAGAUCCCAUCCCAAGGGGAAACCAGGAUGCAUGUCAUUGCGUCACAGCCUUUUGGCAGAAAUAUCGUUGGUGGCAGCUGUUGCGACCCUGCCGCCGCAGCCAUGGUGCUCCUCCUUUGUCUUGGCUUCCUUCCCACUGUGGCCACUUGCCCACCCCACUGCCUUUGUGCAAGUGAUAUCAUUUCCUGCAGCGGCCGCAAUCUGUCCACGAUGCCCUUUGGUCUUCCGAGCUACGCCACAAGGUUGGACCUGAGCCACAACUCUAUUGGAGCCCUGCGUGUGGAUUGGGUCUCACAACCAUUUCACCGGCUAACGACACUAAUUCUCAACAGGAACUCAAUAAGUCAAAUUGAGGUGGCUUCCUUCACUGUGACACCACAUCUCCUCCACCUGGACCUCUCAUCCAACCAACUGACAGUGCUGAAUUCGUCCAUCUUCACUGGGUUGAAGGAACUCAAAGAGCUGCUGCUGAUUGGAAACCAAAUCUUCCACAUAAAGCCAGGGGCCUUUAGUGAUGUUGACAGCCUGGAGAGGCUUUACCUCUCUGCUAACAGACUAAUUGCCUUCCCCCUGGAGCUUUAUGAGGAACCCAAAGGGCCUCGUAACCUGACCUUCUUAGACCUGUCGUACAAUAGGCUCUCCAAAGUGCCUAUUCAGAGUCUGCUGUCUCUCACCCACCGUGCAAGUGUUUAUUUGCAGGAAAACCCUUUGCUCUGUGACUGUUCUUUGGUUGCCCUGCUGGAAUACUGGACGUGGAAACAAUACAGUCCGCUGGUGGACUUCAGAGGUGAAUACCCAUGUAUAGAUGGUGCAGUUAGAGACAUUAAUUGCACACAUCACGGAGUGAUGUACAUACCCCUACAAGCACAGACUUAUCGAGUUGAACCUGGUGAAACGCUCACAGUGCAAUGCCCAGGAUUGCCUCUGCCUGUUCAGGAGGGGUUGGUGGUUUUCUGGGUGACCCCCAGAACGACUCUGAAUUCAUCAGCUGGUGAUCCGAGUGCCCGUCGGUCAGUUCUCCCCAAUGGCACCCUUGAAAUCCAAGGAGCACUACUAGAGGACUCUGGUACAUAUGGGUGUGUGGUGGCCCGUGGGCGCUACUAUCAUCCCAGUGAAUCUCCAGAGGUCAGAGUGCUGGUCGGAAACUCAAGUAUUCCAUCCAACUUUGGGUUGGCUCGUCGGAGCAGCGCAGAACACUUCAACACUGCAUUUACCACCCUGGCUUCGUGUGUGGUGAGCAUCAUACUGGUUCUGCUUUACCUCUACCUUACUCCUUGUCGGUGUCGGGAAACUAGGGGGAAAGGUUCAAGAGGGUGUGGCGGACGAGCCAUUAUUCUUUGUUCAGACCCCCAAGAGGUAGAGUCAGGACAGAGGCGGUCAAAUGGAAAGAGGGUGGCCUUCUUAGAGCCUCAGGCGGAGGACUCUGAAAUUGGUGUCCCAAAAAAACCAGCAAUGAACCUGGAUCAUGUUUCUACUGAGGGAAUUCUCAAGAAUGGAAGUAGGACAGUGGAACGGACCAACACAUAUCAAAAUCACGUGGCGUAGCACCUUCAGCACAGUCCUUCAUUCAUGCAGUCUUAAUACACAUUCUUGUCCUGUUGCUGUCUAGGGAAACAAAUCCAUUUGAUGUAAAGUUAUGCACUUUCUGUCUUGUGAAGUAGUUAUUCACCCUGGGUUUGGGGAGUUGGUCUGAAAAUCAUACACAGUCCUUUUUGUGAGCAGAAUUUAAAUCAUGUCUAAGUGGUGUCUGUUUUUAUAUUUAGAGUUCAUAUGGAAAUUUCACUGUUACCUCAGAGAAUUGUUACCAGAAGGAUCACAGAGAUCAUACAGACGUGGGUGAGCUUUUUAAAUUGGACCGAGAGGGAUGUUCACACCUGAUUUGAUGAGCUGUUAGAGACAUUUGUGGUUAUUCUACAGGAUUCUUCAUGUACUUUGGAUAAUAUGAUGGUGAGCCCUGUUUUUAUAGCAUGUAGUCUGGGAAAGAAAAACAGAAUACAUAAAUAUAAAAUACACUAAAGAUGAUACUCUUUAAGGUUUUUGUUGAUCCUGAAAAACACAAUGUAAGGACUAGAUGGGGUGCUGAUUGGUAAAUAAUACAUGCAAGUAUUGAAGGUUGAAUAUGGAACAAUUAAAUGAAAGGUUAUAUAUAUUUAAAAAAAUAUUUUCCCCACGGGGAAUUUAGAGAUGUGCAGAAUGAAUGCAACACUGGGUUUAUGUUUACAUCUGCUAGCCAGUAGAGGCUGGUAUCGGCACAGCGACGCUGGCAUUUUGGAAAAUGUUGGACUCAGCAAGUCAAGCAGCAGCAUCUGAGCCCAGAAGAUGUGGUUAUCCUUCUCAGAAGAGGAGCGACCAUAAAAAAUAUCUAAAACCAGAGUGAGUUUAGGUGAAGCCUACUACAGAUGGACCCAAAUAAAACAUUUCACGUAUCGGCAGCAAACCUGGCGUCCCAAUGGCUGGAAACCUUGUUCCAUUGUUGCAACGACAACCUCCACACACUAGAUGUCACUUUGGUGUUUGAAUUCCAUAUUCAAACUUGAAAGAGCAAGUCACCCCCAAAUCAACUUUUUUGAGAGGGUGCUCGCUGCAGAACCACAAAGGUGGCGCUGCACCAGAGUCAGCCCCGCCCACUCACGCAAACAGCCUAGCCCACUGACUUCUUCUGUUUUUUUUUUAUUUUAUUUUAUUGCAAACUAACCUGACCCACAUGAAUUACGGCUGUUACUACUUUACAAAUGUUAAUGCUAUGUUCUAUGCUCCAAUUAAGCAAGAUAAAUAUAACUUGCUACCUGACAAAGCCUGAAUAUAUCCCGAAAUGAAAAGGUUUCUUUUAGCGAAUAUGUCCAUAGCCACUCCAACAGAACCAGCCUAGUUGAGCAUUUAAGGAAAAUUAUUUAGUGGACUCUGGUAGUCUAGUGGCAACAUUGUCACAUUCAAAUUUUGCUUUCCCCUCAGCUGAUGUUGGUUCGACUCUCGGUGGGGUAUGCAGCUAUCUAUUUAGCCAGCUGAAACAUUUAAUUUGUUUAUAAUUUAGUUGUAAUGUUUAUUUUCUGCAAAAAUAUUUAUGUCUCUAAAAGUUCUUUGAAUUUGGUGGUUCCUAAACAGCAUUUUAGUUGAAACUCUGCUCACAAAUGGACUCACACUGGCUAAAUAAACAAAUAAAUAGAAAAACAAACACAUUAGUCAUUAUAUUGUAAACGGUAUACCAAUAAAUGGUUAAAAACAUAGUACUGGCAAGUGUAGCUAUAAAGAAGAAAAAAGUUUGCGCCUGAUAACAAGGUAGUGGCGUCACAUGUAAUUGUGCCAUCCAGUGUGUUUUUGUAGAUGGGAUGUAUGAUUUUUCGGCGGUGUCUCAGUAGAUGUCAUUUCAGAAAUAAUUUGUCAGAAAAUUCACAGAAUAUCCAGAUUUGAGAACCAAGACCAGACCCGCUUCGGAGGAGAGGACCAAAUUGAAGCUGAAAUGGGAGGAAAAUGUGUGAAUGAGGCCAAAAAUGGCUUUGGCGUGUUUCUUAUGAGGAAAUGACAAUAUAACAUGGUAAAAAGUUUCAAAAGUUAGAUUUUUAAUUAUAUGGAACCUUUACAAAAUCGGUUCAGUUAACCUCUCAACUCAGUCCUCAAUCUUGCAUUUUAGAUGAUAUUAGCUAUAACACCCUCUUUGGCUCCAGAAUGCUAUCAAGUCUGACAACUGGAAGGAAUUGGACUGACUCUGAUGGAAUGGGCGGGGCUGACUCUGGUGCAGCUCCACCUUCUGGUGCAGCUCUUCCUUUGUGGUUCUGCAGCGAGCACCACUUGACUUUUUUCUUGGUGAUAAACUAUUUAAAUGAGCGUCUAAUCGUGCUGUAGACAUGUUUAGUCAAUAAUUUGGCUCUUAAAGUAUCUUCCUGGAGUUGUCUCCUUUCAGAAAUGAUGUAUGAUUUUUCAGAAAUCCGUGAAAGUGAUUGUCUCAUCAUGUACUGUGAUAUAAUGUAAGCAAUACGUCUUUUUUUGUGCUAAGCACGCCCCCUGUCCCACAGAGCUCUGUGCAAUAGGAAACUGAGCACCAACGAGAACUAACCAAUAGUGUUAGACUACCGCUUACCUGCUUUAAAUUUAAGGAAUACCUCGGCUGAUCCAGAGUUGUUGAACUUUUCACAGACAAGUACGUUACUAAAAUAUAAUUAUAAGAGAACACAACAUGACAUGAGAAUAAUAUUUCUAAAACAAAGUGCAUGUACAAGUACAUUUAUAAACAAGAAACGUGAAAGAGAAAUUAUUUGUGUGAUAUGCUUGUCAGCCACUAGAUGGUACCAUCAAAUAAGAAAAAUACUCCAGAAAGAGACUUUAAGUGCAUCUUAGUUAAAAUUUAAACAUUCUACCUAAAACUGACAAUGUAGCUCCGUCUUAGGUAAAACCUCUGUACUGCAUUUGAAUUUAAAUCUGCCAUCGCUAUUGGCUGAGAAGUACACUAUGAUGUUAGCUGGUACAUUAUGAUGUCACAAUGUCGUUGUGAGCCUGUGUGUGUGUGUGUGUGUGUGUGUGUGUGUGUGUGUAUGUGUGUGUGUGUGUGUGUGUGUGUGUGUGUGUGUGUGUGUGUGUGUGUGUAUGUGUGUGUGUGUGUGUGUGUGUGUGUGUGUGUGUGUGUGUAUGUGUGUGUGUGUGUGUAUGUGUGUGUGUGUAUUUGCUAGCGGCUCAGCCCUCUCGGUCUGCUAGGCAGCUGCAUUUGUUACAUUUUUCAAACAUGAAAUGGGAGUGGAGUAAGACUCUGGUAGGGGUGACUUGCUCUUUAAUACAAUUAUUUUCAAACAAUAAUACUACUAAUAAUAAAAAUAAUAAAAUACUAAGCUAAAUAUGAUUUUAAUUCUAAAUCAUUGUGUGUGUGCAUUUGCAUAAUCUAAUAUUUUUGAAUUUAAAACUAUAUGGUUGAACUACAAAAUAAAGUUGAUUGGAAGGAUCCUACAAAAACAGGUGAAGUAAAGAAAUCCCCCAACUAGCAUCUCAGAUUCUCUUUGAAGGCUGUGUGUGUGUGUGUGUGUGUGUGUGUGUGUGUGUGUGUGUGUGUGUGUGUGUGUGUGUGUGUGUGUGUGUGUGUGUGUGUGUGUGUGUGUGUGUGUGUGUGUGUGUGUGUGUGUGUGUGUGUGAAUAACCCAUACUGGAGUUUCACUCAAUUGUCCAGUGAUGAAUUGUCUCGGACAAUCUUUAGAUCAGAGAGACAGAUGCUAUAUAGGAGAUCUCUUCACCGUAAUGUGAUUCUUGGUGAGAUUCUUUCAUUUUACAGCAGCCUGUAGUUUUACAAACUCACCAAAGAUUUAUUUAAAACCACCACAUUAUAUUUUGAGUCAACCUUAUAUGGUUAGAUUUGAUCAGGAACAAUAGACUUAAGGCAACAGGGUGGUGCUGCUGUUAGCUCUGUUGUAUUAUGAAGGCUGCAGGUUCAACACCUGGCUGAAGCCUUCCUGCAUCUUACCUUAUUCUCUGCAUGCAUGUGAGGGUUUCCUGUUUCCUCCUACAGGUAAAAGCAAUUGUGCGUAUUGGGUAAAUUGGCUACUCUAAAGUGUCCCUAAGUGUGACAGAGACGUGUAAACGAUUGUGUGUCUUAUUUGUCUUUAUGUCUGACUGGAGUAUCAUCACAGGUGUCACCUGCCUCUCGCCCGACCAGCAGGAGAAAGAUACCAGCUCUCCUGUACUGGAAGAAGCAGACACAGAAUAUGAAUGAGUGCAUAUGUAAGAUCUGUCUUGAGACAUUUUUUAAGCAUUAUUCAGAUUUACGUCGAAACACUUGGGUAUAAUAAUUAUAGUCCACAAGUUAAUAAUGUUAAUUAUAAUAAGUGUGGUGAAAAAGUGCAUAAAAUAAAUCCUCAGCCCAUUUAUAUUGGCGUCCAGGAGGCAUCCUAAUCAGAUGCCCGAGCCAUCUCAACUGACUCCUCUCGAUGUGGAGGAGCAGCAGGUCUACACUGAGCCCCUCCCGGAUGACCAAGCUUCUCACCCUAUCUUUAAGGGAGAGCCCAGAAACUCUUCAGAGAAAACUCUUUUCGGCCGCUUGUACUUGCGAUCUCGUUCUUUCGGUCACUACCCAGAGCUCGUGACCAUAGGUGAGGGUAGGAACGUAGAUCGAACGGUAAAUCGAGAGCUUUGCUUUCCGGCUUAGCUUUCUCUUCACAACGACAGAUUGGUACAACACCCGCAUCACUGCAGAUGCAGCACCAAUCUGCCUAUCGAUCUCACGCUCCAUUUUUCCCUCACUCGUGAACAAGACCUCCGGAUACUUAAACGGCUCCACUUGGGGCAAAACCUCUUCCCUGACCUAGAGAAGGCAUUCUACCCUUUUCUCACUCAAGACCAUGCUUUCUGAUUUAGAGGAGCUGAUUCUCAUCCCAGCCGCCUCACACUUGGCUGCGAACCGCUCCAGAGAAAGCUGGAGAUCACAGUCCAAUGAAGCCAACAAGACCACAUCAUCUGCAAAGAUCCCCUCAACACCUUGGCUGUGCCUAGAAAUCCUGUCCAUAAAAGUUAUGAACAGAAUCGGUGACAAAGGGCAGCCAUUGCGAAGUCCAGUUCUCACCAGUAAUGAGCCUGAUACGUGCUUCUCCAUCAGCUCCGCAAGGGACAGACACGCACGGAGUGACGGAAGCGUUUUGCUCUCAUACUUCUCCGUCUCCUGGGGAGUGUUACAAAGCAAUUGUCUGCCUGGACAACAGAGGGCGUAGCGCUGUUCUGUGGUAUCCUGUCAUGUAUCCGGUCCAAGAUAGUGUGUUUAUAUUGUGUUUUUUGUACAUAUAAGAGACUUUUUAACACUGACAAAUGAGUCUCUCAUUCUCCUCCACUUUUUCAUGCGCUCGCCACCUCUAAACCCACGUUUCCUGUCAUUUCCAUCAACGCUUGCUGCGUAUCUUUUCUCUCCUCCAGUCACGUGGGAAUUAAACAUUCAUAUUUUUAGAGUUUUUUCACGAGGCAUUCUUCAAGCUUCUACGUGUCUGCUGCUAGUUAUUCUCGACUCUCAUGUUUUUGAGGGCGCAAUGGCGUCGGUGGAGACGACAGUGGUGCCCUGACCAAUCACAAGCUUGCGUUCUCCGUCUCGACAGAGAUUUUUAGAAAAGAGAGCUCGACUCCGUCCAUCCUUGCGGGGGCUCUUCAGCAGGCCCGCAAGGACGGAUAAUGGUGUUGCGUGUCUCCGCACUGACGCAGACGCAGGAGAAGCAUGAAUCAGGCUUUACUGCUGGCAAUGCGGACCAAGCUCUGACACCGGUCAUACAGGGACCUAACAGCCCUUAUCAAAGGGCCUGGUACCCCGUACUCCCAGGGUACCCCCCGUGGACGCAGUCGAACGCCUUCUCCAAAUCCACAAAACACAUGUAGAAUGGUUGGGUGAACUCCCACACACCCUCCAGGACCCCCCUAAGGGUAUAGAGCUGGUCCAGCGUUCCACGGCCAGGACGAAAAUCACCUUGUUCCUCCUGAAUCUGAGGUUCAACAAUCCGAUGGACCCUCCUCUCCAGAACCCAUGAAUAGACCUUACCAGGGAGGCUCAGGAGUGUGAACCCCCUGUAGUUGGAACAUAUCAUGCGGUCCCCCUUUUUAAAUGGAGGGACCACUACCCUGGUCUGCCAAUCCAGUGGAACUUCCCACGAUGUCCACGCGAUACUGCAAAGCUGCGUCAGCAACACAACCCUACAACAUCCAGAGCCUUAAAGAUGUCCGGCCGGCUCUCAUCCACCCCCGGGACCUUGUCACUGAGGAGUUUUUUGACCACCUUAGUGACCUCAGCACAGAGAUUGGAGCGUCCAACUCAAAGUUCCCAGACUCUGCUUCCUCAUUGGAGGGCAUGCCGGUGGGACUGAGGAGGUCUUCGAAGUAUUCCAUCCAUUGAUCCACAACGUCCCGUGUAGAGGUUAGCAACACCCCUUUUGUAAACAGUGUUGGUAGCGCACUGCUUUCCACUCCUGAGACGCCGGAUGGUGGACCAGAAUCUCCUUGAAGCCACACGGAAGUCUUGCUCCAUGAUCUCACCAAACUCCUCCCACACCCGGAUAUUUGCCUCUGCGAUCACCCGAGCCACAUUCAGUAUCAGACCAACAAAACAGCACUUGUAAAGACACAUGACCCAGAUAUCUCUGAUUUGACGAUACAAACAUGCUUAAAAAGCUAAAUAAUCAAGGCUGAAAGGAAACACUUCAGCUAAUGUUCAAGUAGACAAUUUAGUUGAGUUUUUGUAAUAAUUAUGCUAAAAAUAUAGCUUCUGCAGCUGUUUUUAAAUGUUAUUUCCAUUUCUGGAAAUCCUCUAAAGACCGCUUGUGUAG
Messenger RNA from Nothobranchius furzeri (turquoise killifish), 8783 nucleotides. Its product is annotated as amphoterin-induced protein 2. The record is from RefSeq and is a predicted model, not a curated record. Lineage: Eukaryota; Metazoa; Chordata; Actinopteri; Cyprinodontiformes; Nothobranchiidae. Gene Ontology annotation, cellular component: plasma membrane. Gene Ontology annotation, molecular function: protein binding.